AUGAACAACGAUGGCUUACUAGAUUAUCAUGAACUUAAAGUCGCCCUUAAGGCCCUUGGCUUUGAUUUGCCUAAGAGAGAGGUCUUGGAUAUCAUUCGGGAAUACGACACUGAUGAUAGAAACUUGAUUUCCUACGAGAAUUUCUUUCAUGCUGUGGGUGAACGUAUUGUGAACAGAGAUCCCAUGGAAGAGAUACGUAGAGCGUUCAAGCUAUUUGACGAAGACAAUACUGGAAAGAUAAGCUUCAGGAAUCUAAAGAAAGUAGCUAGGGAAUUGGGAGAGAACCUCACCGACGAAGAACUUCGGGCAAUGAUUGACGAGUUUGAUCUCGAUGAAGACGGAGAAAUCAAUGAACAAGAGUUCAUAAGUAUAUGCACAGAGUAA
Messenger RNA from Candidozyma auris, 384 nucleotides. RefSeq names its product centrin. The transcript has 3 exons. Gene Ontology annotation, cellular component: half bridge of spindle pole body; mitotic spindle pole body. Gene Ontology annotation, molecular function: calcium ion binding; microtubule binding. The record is from RefSeq and is a predicted model, not a curated record. Bases 1 to 384 code for a protein of 127 amino acids. Lineage: Eukaryota; Fungi; Ascomycota; Pichiomycetes; Serinales; Metschnikowiaceae. Gene Ontology annotation, biological process: spindle pole body duplication.